Messenger RNA from Penicillium bovifimosum, 4518 nucleotides. Its product is annotated as Brefeldin A-sensitivity protein 4. Gene Ontology annotation, cellular component: SAGA-type complex. Lineage: Eukaryota; Fungi; Ascomycota; Eurotiomycetes; Eurotiales; Aspergillaceae. The coding region runs from base 1 to 4518 and encodes 1505 amino acids. The transcript has 10 exons. The record is from RefSeq and is a predicted model, not a curated record.
AUGCCUUCUGGAACUCCAAGUAGCUCCCGCCGCUCGCGCCCAACGCUCCGCCAGGCUACAUUCGUCCUCCCGAGAACAGGUCAGCGCCUGAAAGGGCUGGUCAACCUCCGAAAUCCCAUCCCCGUCGCCGAUGACGGUGACGACGAAAGACGCGGUCUCCUCACAAACGAAAUACAAUAUGAGGGCUACUUCGAGGCACUUGCUCGCCAUGGCAGAGAAAAAUGGGAUCAGACGAAUCAGUUGGUUAGGUCAGAUCAAGGCAUCGGCGUCUUGAAGUACAGUCUUGCGUAUUUGGUUGGGUCUCUGGCAACGUUUAUUCCCGCAAUCGCCGCCAUACUGGGCCAUCAGGAUGGGAAACACAUGGUGGCUACGGUCACGGUCUACUUCCAUCCUGCCAGGUCUCAGGGAGGGAUGUUCAAAGCUUUGAUCUGUGCGUUCCUGGCGUUCUGCUAUUCCGCGUUCUUGACCAUCACCAGCAUGUUUGUGGAGAUGUUCUUCCAGGAUACGUUGGAACUACCUGCGCUCGGCCAUGCAGUCGUUCUGCUAGUCUUCUGUGGCGGUGGUCUUGGGUUUGUCGGUUGGACCAAGCAAAGACUGGGGGAUCCCUUGGUGAAUGUCGCCUGUUCACUCACGGCUCUUUCUACGAUUACCGUUUUGACCAAGGAGGGCGCUGUGCAAGACGGCGAUUUAUCUCUCGUGAAGAUCUUCCAAGUCUUGAAGAUGGUGUUCAUGGGCGUACUGGCUGUUAUGGCUAUUUCCUUCCUCGUCUUCCCCAUAUCUGCGCGUAAACAGCUGCGCAAGAAUCUUAUCACCGUCACUGAUACAUUGGCUACCAUGAUGGCGCUUAUCACGGAAAGCUUCCUAAGCGGGUCUGAGGAGGAGCUUCUCUCCGCUGAAUUUGUCGAUGCAGAGGCACGGCAUCGCACAGCGUACGGCCAGCUCGACAGGCUCGUCCGAGAAGCUAAAUUGGAGCACUAUGUGGCAGGCACUGAAAGGGAGUACAGACUCGAAAAGAAUCUGGUCCGUUGGGUGCAAGACAUUACUCAUAACAUGGGAGGUCUGCGUAAUGCAGCUGCUCUUCAAUUCAGUCUGAUCCGUGAGUCUAUCGCGCGUGAGUCUGCUUCUUCAGAAGAUCACGAGGAAGCCCCGAAUCCAAUGGACUAUUUUACACCUCUCGAGCGAUCAUGGUCGUUUCCAGAGGGGUCUUACCUGGAGCCUAUUGUUGAGCAACCUGAAGAGGAAAUUUCUCAGCGCGGUUCCAUUCGGUCCCAUCGCAAUGGAAGUGCUGAGGCGUCACCCGUACCUGCACUUCUUCCAACAGAUGUUUUCAAUAUUUUUAUCUCUCAUUUGGGCCCGUCAAUGCGAUCGUUGGCCUUUACGUUGAAAGAGAUCUUCAAAGAGAUUCCAUUCGGACCUGCGCCAAACUACAGAGUCUCAGUCAAUGGCCGACUAAGGAUAAGUCUUGACCGGGCCCUUGACCUAUACAAGCAAUCGCGCGAAAGGACACUCGCAUCCUUAUAUCAGCAGCAGGAAUACAUGAACAUCAAGACCCGAGAAGCUGAAGCCGAUCUUGAGGAAGUGGCAGCCAGUUGUGGUCAUUUCAGUUUCUCUCUCCUGGAAUUCGGAGAACAGCUGCAAGAAAUGCUUGCCAUUUUAGACGAACUGCAGCUCGAAGUUGAAGAGCGGCCUAAUGGGCGAUCUUGGUCAUGGCUCAAGUUCUGGCGAUGGUCACAGAAUGCAGAGCCCGCUAAGACCGAUACUGAAACGGUUUCCAGAGCUUCCAGUGCGUCCACUGUCAAGCAUAAUUCCCAAAGGCAUGCUCGACAUGCAUCAGAUGGCUUGAUUGCAGAUGACAGACUGCCUGUCAAUAUCAAAACCCCAAGAACCCCUUUGUCGAAAGGAACGGCAAAGCAAAGACUUGGGUACCGUCUAUGGAAGUGCUUAGGUGUCUUCCGACGAGAUGAUACAAAAUACGCCAUCAAAGUCGGGGCCGGAGCUGCACUCUACGCCUUGCCUGCGUUCCUACCUUCCACCCGUCCGUUCUAUGCACAUUGGCGAGGUGAAUGGGGUCUGUUAUCCUACAUGCUGGUUUGCUCGAUGACAAUCGGUGCCUCGAACACAACGGGGUAUGCUCGUUUUCUAGGUACCUGUUUGGGUGCAGUCGCUGCUAUCCUAGCAUGGAACGUGACGGCUGGAAAUGUGUACGGCUUGGCAUUUUUGGGAUGGCUCAUGGCCAUGUGGACUGGAUACAUCACUAUUGUUCGUGGCAACGGCCCAAUGGGUCGGUUCAUUAUGCUCACUUACAAUCUUUCUGUGUUAUACGCCUAUUCUCUCACCCAGAAGGAGGCAGCCCUGGACGAGGAUGAAGGUGGUGUCAAUCCAAUCAUGAGUGAGAUUGUGCUCCACCGAGUUGUUGCUGUGUUGUCCGGUUGCAUUUGGGGUAUCAUCAUCACGCGCGUAAUUUGGCCCAUUAGUGCAAGACGCAGGUUGAAGGAUAGUCUGAGUCUUCUUUGGCUACACUUGAGUCUUAUCUGGAAGCGUGACCCUUUAUCUCUCUUGGCCAAAGAUGAGAAGACUGUGGUGUACAUGACUCCUCGAGAGAAGCUCGAGAUUGAGCGAUUCUUGUCCCGACUGGAAGCCCUCCAGGUUGCGGCACGCUCCGAAUUUGGAUUGAAGAGUGCCUUCCCUGAUGCCUCCUACACCAACAUUAUCCGCCGUACACGCAAUAUGGUGAACUCAUUCCAUACCAUGAACAUUGAGCUGAUGAAGAAUGAUCUUGCAACCGAGGGUGAAAUUAGUCUCCUCCACUACACAGCAGUGGAGCGGCAGCAGCUGUCUGCCCGCGUGAGCCAUCUACUAUCAGUGAUUGCCUCAUCAAUGAAACUAGAAUACCCCUUGAGUGAUGUGCUUCCCAGCAUUGAGCAUGCCAGAGACCGCUUACUUGCCCGUAUCCAUCGCUAUCGACUGGACCGUGAAGCUUCUCCACACACUACCGAUGAAGACUUGGCUUUACUUUAUGCCUACAUCCUUGUAACUGGCCAAUUAUCAAAUGAGAUCACAGAGAUCAUCGCGGAGAUCGGACAGCUCUUUGGGCGCACGAUGUAUCCGUUUCUGGCGGGGAACCGCAAGUCGGAACCUCCCUUUCAACCUCAGAGCCAUCGCCAACUCCCUCACUUCAUCGAUCCUCAUCUUCAACAUAUCAGGUUUUCUUAUGAAACCAUCACAUCUUACAUUAUCUCUGGUCUGAGCCCUUGCAUCCUUGAUGAAGGCAUCGAUCCAGCCGCUUUAAGUCGGAGCGACUCCAUCUCAAAUCCAAAAGGCGCCGCGCCCAAUGGCUCGACAACCGCGAAGACCUCCAGGGCUUUGAUAUCAGUCCCGCGACUGGAGUUGGAGCAUGCCUACACGGACCUGAAGGCCGCCAUCGGAGACAAGUGGGCGGAAUAUAAGGAGGCCACGGCUCUUUUCUUACUAGGACAUUACAACCAAAACGAAUAUGCCUCACGAGUCGAUUACUUCUUGUGCGCCGAUCCGAAAAACGAACAUCUACAUAACAAUUUUGUAUGCGCGCUCAUCGGAAACCUGACGCGAGACCUCCCCGACCAUGGCGUCGCAAACUGGGUAUCGGCCAACGAUAAACCAUCGACGGUCUCGAAACCCGUCUCCGGCGAUGCGGCCGAACAAAGAUUGAAGACGGAGGUUAUGAAAUUGCCUCCGAGGGACCGGAGGCGCAUCAAGGGUAUUCCAGAGCGAGAUCCAAACGAGCCAGUGCCCACGGAGCUUGAAUUAAGCCAUUUGGCUAAGCAGAUCAAGUUACCCAGUCAGGUUCCUGCGAGUGCAGGAGGACUGAACAAAACUAAUUGGGAAUUGGAAAUCCGAAAACGCUACGCCCAACCUCUCGCCGCAGAAACCGGCGAAUUCCCCGAUGCCGAAUCUAUCUACGCCCGCAUGGUUCCAAUAUGCUACGAAGAGUCUCUAACCAGCGGUGCUGGCUUCCCCUGCGCAGAGUUCAUGGCAAUCGCCACAGAAACAUUCGUAAAGGAAGUCUUGUCCGCGGUAUUCUCGCGCACCCGCUCGAAUGGACCCUCAGGCACAAUCAACAACAUGAUGAUGCGCAAGUAUCGACACCAACUUGAAGUCGAGGAGCUUGCAUAUACACGUGGAGAGAUUGUGAAGGAUUCCGCCACCGGCUUACUCCCCGUCGAAGCAAAAGAGGCCAGCAUCCGAAGACCAUUGGGCGUUAGAGACCUGCGCUUAACCCUGGAGCUGGGCGGCGGUGUACUCGGCCACAUGCCGUUGAUAGUAGACCAGAUCAUGGGCGGGUACUUUGAAGAUGAACUCGAGACCGAAAGACCGGAUCGGUUGGAGAAUGGCGAGCCACAUCAGGUCAAAGCUGAUGAGGAUGCUAUGGACCUGGAUGAGGAUGAAGACGAGUCUCUGCUUGACUGGGAAGGUGCAACAGUCGAUGAUAGAGGCCAGUUGAGCUCAUUGCUUGACGAGUGUCUGUCUAUGGCUGCAUGA